Aspergillus calidoustus is the source of this 402-nucleotide messenger RNA. The record is from the annotation of a GenBank genome assembly. NCBI's taxonomy places the organism in Eukaryota, Fungi, Ascomycota, Eurotiomycetes, Eurotiales, Aspergillaceae.
AUGGCUUCCUGUAUCUUCUGCAAGAUCAUCAAGGGGGACAUCCCUUCCUUCAAGCUCUUCGAGAGCGACAAGGUCUUUGCGUUUCUUGACAUCCAGCCUCUCAGUCGUGGACAUGCGCUAGUAAUUCCAAAGUACCACGGCGAAAAGCUCACCGAUAUCCCGGACGACUAUCUCAGCGAAGUUCUGCCCGUUGCUAAAAAGAUUGCCCAAGCAACCAACGCCGGGGCCUACAAUAUCCUCCAGAACAAUGGCACCAUAGCUCACCAGGUCGUCCCUCAUGUCCAUUUCCACGUGAUCCCCAAGCCCAAUGAGACGGAAGGCCUUGGUAUUGGCUGGCCUACCCAGGCGACGGACAUGGACAAGCUCAAGGCUUUGUAUGAGGAAGUCAAGGCCAAGAUGUAA